AUGGACACAAUAAAGAUCUUCAACCUCAAGGCUCUUUUUCCCGCAAAUACAAUAGUGAAACACAGGUUGGUAUGGCAGAAACCCUCGGCGAGGCGCCCCGUAAUAAAGAGCGCCGCGGCGGCGGCGGCGGCGGCGGCGGCGGCGGCGGCGGCCGGGAGCUUCGCUUUAAUUCCCGCCCCGCUCGCCUCACCGACAGACACAUCUCGUGGCGCAACAGCCCCGCAGCCCCUGGAAGCACGGGGAAGUCCAGAGCAGUUGCGCAAGUCUUGCCAAGUGCCUGGGGGGCCAUGCCAGGGCGACGUCUUAUGUGAUGGCAGCCCCCACUACGAGGAACUUCAGCAGAACCUGUGUGCCGUGCGCCCACCCGCCUCUAACACCGACAUCAACCCCGCAGGAACCCUUCCUAAUGGCGCCGCUGCUAAGCGCUGUGAAACUAGUGACGCGGAAGCACGUGUGGGUGUGGGAAUGAAGCAUGGUGGGCACGCGGCGCUGAGGACCAGCUGGCCGCGCUCGGCGGACGGCGCGUGUCUCUGGAGAGUGGGCGGCUGGGGAGCAGAGUGGCAGCUUGGGACGCGCGAGGGCGGGUCACGGGAUCAAUGUCGGGGCGCGCUUCCGCCGAGCACGCCGCGACGGCAGCACCGAGGCGGGCGAGCCACGGCUGCGGCCGCGAAGCCCGAGCGGCGAGCACGCCGUUCCGUACCUCCUGCGCUCCGGCGUCACCCCAACUAUCACUGA
Molecule: messenger RNA, 735 nt
Organism: Schistocerca piceifrons (Central American locust)
Lineage: Eukaryota; Metazoa; Arthropoda; Insecta; Orthoptera; Acrididae
Exons: 5
Coding region: 1-735 (244 amino acids)
Source: RefSeq, a predicted model, not a curated record